AUUCCAAGUUAUUUGUAGAACAUGCAGGCUCAUAAACACUUUAUUUUACAGUGUUUACAUUUCAUAAAUAAAAAUGUAUAAAAGUGGGAUUCUGUAUACAGCUUCGCUCAAUCCUCAUUAAAGUUCUGAAAGCAAGAAUCCAAAGAGUGAUUUAUCAUGGCAGUCAUGAGAGGUCUUGCGCUUCUUUUUUUGGUCUUUUCUGUGGAGAAUUCAGCAGCUGAAGACUGUUCAUUUGGAUGGACACCUUUUGGAGUUCAAUGCUUCAAGUUCUUCCCCCAGGCAGUUGACUGGGUCACAGCAGAGAAAAAUUGUCAAAGCCUUGAUGGAAAUCUUGCGUCUGUGCGCAGUAAAGCACAAAAUGAUUUUCUCCUGAGUCUGGUACCUGUUAACACUCGUGUUUGGAUUGGAGGUCAUGAUGGUGAAAUUGAACAACAAUGUCUGUGGACUGACGGAUCUCCAUUUGACUACACCAACUGGUGCAAAACACAACCUGACAAUUUUAAAGGUUCUGAGCACUGCCUGGAGAUAAACUUGAGCAGUAACCGUUGCUGGAACGAUGAAGCCUGUAGUACCACACUAGCUUACAUUUGUUCUCGAAGACCCUCAUGAGAAUUCUGCAUAGAGUACACCUUUGAAAUUGUACCACCACAUCAUCUCUAAA
Messenger RNA from Triplophysa dalaica, 661 nucleotides. RefSeq names its product galactose-specific lectin nattectin-like. Gene Ontology annotation, molecular function: signaling receptor activity. Bases 157 to 609 code for a protein of 150 amino acids. Lineage: Eukaryota; Metazoa; Chordata; Actinopteri; Cypriniformes; Nemacheilidae. The transcript has 6 exons. The record is from RefSeq and is a predicted model, not a curated record.